CAGAUGAUGGUGCUCAUGGUGGUGGUGGUGAUGAAGAUGAUGGUGCUCAUGGUGAUGCUCAACUUUCUGCCAGUCUCAGUGGUUUAACCCUGGAUAAGUUCCUGAGGGCAGCCAUGGAGAAAUCCCUCCAAAGUAGAAAUGGUCACCUGGACCUGUUUGUCCGCUUCCUUCAUGGCCUCUCUCUGGAGUCCAACCAGAGACUCUUAGGAGGUCUGCUGGGUCAGACAGAGAACAGUCCAGAAACCAUCCAGAGAGCCAUCAACAACCUGAAGGAGAUGAACAGAGAUGAUAUCUCUCCUGACAGAAGCAUCAACAUCUUCCACUGUCUGAUGGAGAUGAAGGAUCACUCAGUUCAUCAGGAGAUCCAAGAGUUCCUGAAGUCAGAGAACAGAUCAGAGAGGGAACUCUCUGAGAUCCACUGCUCAGCUCUGGCCUACAUGCUGCAGAUGUCAGAGGAGGUUCUGGACGAGUUGGACCUGUAUGAGUACAACACAUCAGAAGAGGGACGACUGAGACUGAUCCCAGCUGUGAGGAACUGCAGGAAGGCUCGACUUACUGAUUGUCAACUCUCAGAGACUCACUGUGAAGUCGUGGCCUCAGCUCUGAAGUCCAACCCCUCCCAUCUGAAAGAGCUGGACCUGAGUGACAACCAGAAACUGCUCGAUUCAGGAGUGAAGCUGCUCUCUGCUGGACUUAAGAGUCCAAACUGUAGGCUGGAGACUCUGAUAUUGAUCAGCUGCAGUUUGUCAGAGAUCAGCUGUUCUUCUCUGGCCUCAGCUCUGAAGUCCAACCCCUCCCACCUGAAACACCUGGACCUGAGUAGGAACGACCUGCGGGACUCAGGAGUGAAGGGUCUGUGUGGUUUUCUGGAGAGUCCAGACUGUCGACUGGAGACUCUGAGGUUGAGUCGCUGCAGGUUGUCAGAGAUCAGCUGUUCUUCUCUGACCUCAGCUCUGAAGUCCAACCCCUCCCACCUGAAACACCUGGACCUGAGCAACAACAUCGACCUGCGGGACUCAGGAGUGAAGGGUCUGUGUGGUUUUCUGGAGAGUCCAGACUGUCGACUGGAGACUCUGAGGGUCGGCAGGAACAGGGUGAUUAAAGCCUCCAGAGACAAAACCUGUGCCUCUGACGUCAAACUGGAUUCAAACACAGCAGACACAAAGCCGGAGGAGUCAGAGGACGACGAGUCAGAGGAGUCAGAGGACGACACAAAGCUGGAGGAGACGGAGGACGACGAGUCGGAGGAGAUGGAGGACGACACAAAGCCGAUGAAGCCUCCAUCAAGCUUCACACCUGAACUGAGAAGAGAAUCUACACAAGUCUCAUACAGGUUCAGGUGUCCUGGUCCGGGCGGGUUCCAGUGUACUUCAACUGGACUGGUGUUUGUUGUGGAUCAGGAGGCGGAGCUGCUUUACAGGACUGUCCAAUGGGACGAGAGCCUCCUCCAAUCAGCUGGCAAGACGGCUGCAGGGCCGCUGAUCAGUAUCCAGUGUCCUGAGGAUGCCGUCCGUCAGCUUCACCUCCCACACUGUGAAACAAAGGCUGCUCUGCUCUCUGAAGGUCUGCUGUCUGUCGUCCACAUCACUGAUGAUGGGAUGAGCGUCAUCGACCCGCUGGAGAUCACAGACACUCAUGUGAUCGUCAAAGUCCCUCAUCUCUCCUCCUUUGGCCUGGUCUGGGCUUUGGAGUUUUUACUGAGGAUUCUGAACAACAAGAAACCAAUUAGCUGCCAAGUUUUGCUGUUCCGACCACCAAACCAAAUAACACGGAAGCAAAGCCUCAACGUGCAUCUGCUGCCAAGUAACGUCCUUCUGGACGAGGUGAAGGCAAAGCAGGAAGAUUGUGUGCUCAUCCGGAAGCCUUCCAAGUGUACACUCAUCAAAAAUCAAACUUACACCGUUCACUGUCCGAAGGCCCAUAAAGUCCAGCCUCAGAAAGAUGACUUUGACCUGGACUUUGGACCAAAUUAUCCCCCAACGUUUGAGAUCAUCCUGCCUGCAAACAUAGAGGAAACCACUGUCGCGGUCCGAGACCAGGCGGAGACAGCUGUCUGGGAGUGUGAGGUUCACCUGCCAGUUCAUCUUCCAGGUCCUGGUCCAGCAGGGACUCCGAGUGUCUCAGCAGGGACUCCGAGUGUCUCAGCAGAAGAGAAGCUGAAGUCUGUUCGGACUCAGUUCAUCGACAGGGUGUCAGGACCUGUUCUUCGUGAGCUGCUGGAUAAACUCCUGGACCGCGAGGUGUUAACUGGCGGUGAAAUGGAGUCUGUUGCCGCGACACCGAGCAGGAAAGAGAAAGCUCGAGAGGUGAUCGACAUGGUGCGAAGAAAAGGACCGGCAGCCAGUUCAGCUCUGAUUGAUGUUCUGUGUGAGGUGGAUCCAUACCUGUCAUCACAGCUGGACCUAACGUGAAGAGGAAACUUCUUUCGUUCUUUAGUUUUACCUUAAAACUUUUGGUAAAAACCUUCAAACUCUCCAGAUAUGAAUCUGUGUUCAUGUUCUGGAAACGAGACUCUGUCCUGCUGUGACUCACUGAAGAUUGGUGUGUCGACUGGCUGUACAGUUACUGAAUGUUUUGAGAUUUAAGAUCAAUAAAUGACAGUUUGCUGUGUUCUGCCUGUUUCCUGACAUCCAUAACUCACACUGUCACUGUGUAAUAGGGAUGCUAACUUCAGCUGGUGAAAACCUCUGACUGAAUAACAUCUCAAAUCUGUGACUCACUCUAUCCUUUGUCCUGAUUGGUUGGCAGAUCAUGGUAGCCACGCCCUAAAGCACACCCUGCUUUUAUCAUCUAUUUGACUUUAUAAAUAACAUUCAUGUGUUAGUGACCCAUAUGCUGCAGGAACUCUGCUUUUGAUCCUCAUGGAGAAAGUGGUCGAAGGUCAAAGGUCAGUAUGACCUCAGAAAACACUAACUCAAGACUUGACGCAGUGAUCAUGACAGCAGGUGUGUCCACACACAUACCUGUCGUACAUCCCAGUACAAGGACCUGCAGCUAACUUUUAACCUACAUGAGCUUCCUGCACCCACACGCCAUGUUGUCUCAGCGGCCAUCUUGAAUGCUUUCUUUUGUUUACUGCCACUUUGUUCCUAGUCUUCCACCAUUUUGAAUCAGCCAUUUUGCCUUUGUUUGUUUCCCCUAC
Messenger RNA from Seriola dumerili (greater amberjack), 3142 nucleotides. RefSeq names its product NACHT, LRR and PYD domains-containing protein 1-like. Bases 114 to 2411 code for a protein of 765 amino acids. The record is from RefSeq and is a predicted model, not a curated record. NCBI's taxonomy places the organism in Eukaryota, Metazoa, Chordata, Actinopteri, Carangiformes, Carangidae. Gene Ontology annotation, biological process: regulation of apoptotic process. Gene Ontology annotation, molecular function: protein binding. The transcript has 12 exons.